AUGAAACGAGAGCCUCCGACGCUUGUCUGCGUCGUAUCUGACGUCAAACAUGAAGUGGCGCAGUUGCCGGAGGAAGGAUGCGACUACCUGAUCUACCAGAGCGUCAUCUACAAGAACAACGAGACGUUCGUGCCGCGCUUCAAUAAGAUAGAGUUCUUCAACCGCUUCGCGUCUGCGAAGUCGCAUAACGAAGAUGCGAAGUACCUGGUUGCCCUGGACACUGGUGAGUUUAUGCGUCACCACACGGGCGUCGCACAAGGCGACCAGUGGUUCACGCGCUUCGUUGGCCAGCUGGUCCUGUUCCUCGAGGAGAACUCUAUGGACGGCGUGGCUCUGGUCGAGAUGCCUCUCACCUUGGCCGAUCUCGACCGAUUGACGCCUUCGCUGGCGGCCAUGCGCCGCUACAUCGCCCACUUCGGAUACCUGUAUCUGCUGGGAGUGACUGUGCGUGGCUCUGGAAACACCAGCAUCGCCGCCACGCUGCCGCGGAUCGCCGCAUUGUCUAGGUUGGCCGAUGUAGUGGUGCUCGAGAGUCACCUAGUGGCGGAAGAGAUGUCCGCCAGCGCCGCCAAGAAUGGCAGCUGCACCAUUCAUUUUCCCAGUUCAGCGCACGCAUCCGCACUGGGCGGCGGGCUUAGCAUGUCGCUGGACGAGGCGGGUCGCAUCCUGCGUCGACUCGAGCGUGCUCCUCUCACAAAGACGGAAGAGGAACACGAAGAAAACGAGGCGCUUCUUUGUUUCUCGGUCACCCUGGCCGCCUUUAGGUUCCGUGUGGACAACCACACUAAGGGCUUGCCCGGGCAAGUCUGCAGUGGCUUCGACGUGGUGCCAUUUCGAGAGACCUGUAUACCCUCCCAGCAUAACAACUUGUCCGAAGAGAAGGUCUCCGAGUCUGCGCGCUCAUCAUAUCGGGUGGCUCCCGGCGCAGUUUUCACUUUCGACUCGGUCAAAGACAUCGAACAUAAACUGCUGUCCACCGUGCAUGGACUUACUUGCGGAGCCGUCUACGCUGUCAACUUUGACGAGCCCGAACCCGUGUGCUCUGCAUCGGCUGGAAUCAAGGCAUUCCCUCGCUUACAAGCAGUGAUCAAUAGCAUUGCCGUCGCUUCCACAGCUGAAGAGGAGGACGCUGGUGACUCUACAACGUUGUCGGUGGCGCCUACGAAGAAAAGAGCUUCCCAGGCGGCGAAUGCGACCGGAGAGGGGAUAACAGCCAGUACGGCGACGCUGAAACCUGGAAAGGACGGCGAGAAGAGGUUAAUCUGCACGGUGGCCAACGUGACAAGCGAGUUCCUGCAGUCCGAUGGCUGGAAAGUCUGCAGUCAUCUCGUGUUUACGAGCCUCAGCUAUGAUCACAACUCGUCAGGCCUUGUUUCGAAAGACGGCAAGUAUUGGCUGUGCCACCUUCUGUCUAGAGUAGCGAUCAGAGACGAGCAUGACUUGAAGAGCCAUUUGUUGGCUAUGGUUCGCCGCUUUGCAGAAGAGAGUCUGAAUGCUUUCCUCGCCCUGAGGAACUACUCGAAGGUGAAGCUUGCAGUGGAGCUCGACAUUGGGGAAAUGCUCGAAUCCCAGCUGAAUGCAGAGACCGAGCAAGUUGCGGUGGCGACGCUCUUCUGGAUGCACAAGCACGGCCUGGAGAGACUGGCGCUGUUUGUUAGGAAUCCUGGCUAUUCCAGGACGCAUAUGCAAAGACUCAUAUCGCUGACCAAGAUGUUCCGAACAAGUCUGCGGAAGGUGUUUGCUGAUCAAAUUAGAGAACUCAUAAUAGGUGUACCACUACACAGAAAAGUUCCUGUCACAGAGCUGCUACAAUACGCCGACACCAUCAUCUACAUUACACACCAUUCCGUUCCAAGUGACAACUGCGUGGUCCUUUUUCCAUCUACCUUCGAAGCAAAUUUCAGCUUCUCCGACUUGGAACGGGGAGACCUGCUGCCCCCUGAUGCCACAGACGCUGUCAAAACGAAGCGCUUUUGCGUCUCCAUCAGCAUGGCUGUGCUCCGUUUUCUCGUCAAUGACCACAUCGCCAGCGCGGCGAACAGCACCUGCUUUGGCGAGAGCUGGGUCUCCUACGAACAGAUCUGCCUUGAAGGAGAAGCGGCAGCGACGUACGACGUGGAGUCUAUGGCCGUUCUAAAGCAAGACGACAACUACGCUUUUACGUUCGAAAAUGAAGAGUCGCUCCACUUGAAGGCACAGCGUAUCGUGGACCUACUCGGCGCCAGAGCCUGCGUGGCUGCGUUUCACGUGGAGUACGAUGCAGGUCGUAACGCGUGUGCUGCCCUGAAUCACUCCAGCUCCCGACUGACGGAGUUGGCUUCGGCAUUGCACGAUAAAGAACACAAGCUGACUACUUCAAAGCCGUCACCGGAAGGUUCGACACUCCCGCAUCGCGAAGGACGUGCGGGCCAGGCUUCGCUGCACGGCGGAUUCUUGAUCUGCAUCUUAUCCGAAAAGCCACCGAGUCCUAUCCAGCUGCCCCAGCGCGCUUGCAGCCUCACAGUGUACCAGCACGUCUUUUACGACAGAACCAGCGACCGCGUCAUGCCCAGAGAUGAACAACAUGAGCACUGUGAGACAGCUGGUUGUCUUGGGUAUUCCUCGCACCGACGACCAACUCAUCUUAAAUCGAUUUGCUCCACUCGUGGACGUGAUCGUGUUCAUGACCCAUCACACCGGUCCUACCAAGCCGUGCCGUGUCACCUUUCCAUCCAGCCGCGUGAUGAUGCUCGACAGUUCCAUCUUCUUGAGGCUGGUGAGGGGUUCUUUAAGGGGCCCCUGAACAACCUCUGA
Messenger RNA from Rhipicephalus sanguineus (brown dog tick), 2793 nucleotides. RefSeq lists its product as uncharacterized. Lineage: Eukaryota; Metazoa; Arthropoda; Arachnida; Ixodida; Ixodidae. Gene Ontology annotation, cellular component: extracellular region. Bases 1 to 2793 code for a protein of 930 amino acids. The record is from RefSeq and is a predicted model, not a curated record. Gene Ontology annotation, molecular function: chitin binding; chitinase activity. Gene Ontology annotation, biological process: chitin catabolic process. The transcript is spliced from 21 exons.